Messenger RNA from Sorex araneus (European shrew), 6326 nucleotides. It is a transcript of the gene MET, whose product is annotated as MET proto-oncogene, receptor tyrosine kinase. The transcript is spliced from 21 exons. Gene Ontology annotation, molecular function: semaphorin receptor activity; protein binding; ATP binding. Gene Ontology annotation, biological process: regulation of GTPase activity; protein phosphorylation; regulation of cell shape. Lineage: Eukaryota; Metazoa; Chordata; Mammalia; Eulipotyphla; Soricidae. The record is from RefSeq and is a predicted model, not a curated record. Gene Ontology annotation, cellular component: semaphorin receptor complex; membrane. The coding region runs from base 213 to 4361 and encodes 1382 amino acids.
GCCGCGCCGCAGGUGACCCGGAGCCGGUCGCCGCCCGCAGCGCCCCCGACCCCUUUGUGAGCGGCUGCGGAGCCCGGGGCCGGGCGCGAGGCUGAUGCGGGCCGGCAGCUGACGUGCGCCCCGGCGGCGGGGAGGCGCGGAGCGCGCGGGUGGUCCCGGUGCCACUGACUUCGCGGGUUCCUGGGCACCCGCCGAAAGAUAAACUUCUCACCAUGAAAGCCCCUGCUGUGCUUGCACCUGGCGUCCUUGUGCUUCUGUUUACCUUGGUGCAGAGGAGUGAAGGGGAAUGCAGAGAAGCGCUGGUGAAGUCGGAGAUGAAUGUGAACAUGAAGUAUCAGCUUCCCAACUUCACUGCCGAGACGCCCAUCCAGCAUGUGGUUCUGCAUAAGCAUCAUAUUUACCUCGGGGCUGUGAACUCCCUUUAUGUUUUAAACGACAAAGACCUGCAGAAGGUUGCCGAAUACAAAACAGGCCCGGUGCUGGAACACCCAGACUGCUUGCCCUGCCAGGACUGCCACCACAAAGCCAAUUCAUCAGGUGGCAUUUGGAAAGAUAACGUCAACAUGGCACUGCUUGUUGACACAUACUACGAUGACCAGCUCAUUAGCUGUGGCAGCGUCCACAGAGGGACCUGCCAGCGACACGUGCUGCCCCCGGACAAUACUGCCGACAUCCACUCGGAGGUUCACUGCAUGUACUCCUCACAGGCGGACGAAGAGCCGAACCAGUGUCCCGACUGCGUGGUGAGCGCCCUGGGAACCAAAGUCCUGCUGUCGGAGAAGGAGCGUUUCAUCAACUUCUUUGUGGGCAACACUAUCAACUCUUCUUAUCCUCCCAAUCAUUCCUUGCAUUCUAUCUCCGUGAGACGGCUGAAGGAAACGCAAGAUGGUUUCAAGUUCUUGACAGACCAGUCCUAUAUUGAUGUCCUGCCUGAGUUCCGAGACUCUUACCCCGUUAAGUACAUCCAUGCCUUCGAGAGCAACCAUUUCAUUUACUUCCUGACAGUCCAGCGGGAAACGCUGGAUGCUCAGACUUUCCACACGAGAAUAAUCAGGUUCUGUUCCACAGACUCCGGGUUGCAUUCUUACAUGGAGAUGCCUCUGGAGUGUAUUCUCACAGAGAAGAGAAGAAAGAGGGCCACAAGGGAGGAAGUGUUCAAUAUUCUCCAAGCUGCGUAUGUCAGUAAACCCGGGGCCCAUCUCGCUAAGCAAAUAGGUGCCAACCCGAAUGAUGACAUUCUCUACGGGGUGUUUGCCCAGAGCAAGCCGGAUUCUGCCGAGCCGAUGAACCGCUCUGCAGUCUGUGCAUUCCCUAUCAAGUAUGUCAAUGAAUUCUUCAACAAGAUUGUCAACAAAAACAAUGUGAGGUGUCUCCAGCACUUCUAUGGACCCAACCACGAGCACUGCUUUAACAGAACGCUUUUGAGAAAUUCAUCGGGCUGUGAAGCACGCAGUGAUGAAUAUCGGACAGAGUUUACCACGGCUUUACAGCGAGUUGACUUAUUCAUGGGCCAGUUCAACCAAGUCCUCCUAACCUCUAUAUCCACCUUCAUUAAAGGAGAUCUCACCAUCGCAAAUCUUGGCACUUCAGAGGGUCGCUUCAUGCAGGUUGUGGUUUCCCGAUCAGGAUCAUCAACUCCUCAUGUGAAUUUCCUCCUGGAUUCCCACCCUGUGUCUCCAGAAGUGAUUGUAGAACACUCCUCGGAACAAGAUGGUUACACAUUAGUUGUCACGGGGAAGAAGAUCACCAAGAUCCCGCUGAACGGCCUGGGCUGUGAGCAUUUUCAGUCCUGCAGUCAGUGUCUCUCCGCCCCUGCCUUUGUGCAGUGUGGCUGGUGCCAGGAUAAAUGUGUGCAAGUGGAGGGAUGCCCCAGUGGAACGUGGACUCAAGAGACCUGUCUGCCGACAAUCUACAAGGUUUUCCCAACCAGUGCACCUCUUGAAGGAGGAACAACAUUGACAGUAUGUGGCUGGGACUUUGGAUUCCGGAGGAAUAAUAAAUUUGAUCUAAAGAAAACCAAGGUUCUCCUUGGAAAUGAGAGCUGCACGUUAACCUUGAGUGAGAGCACAACAAAUAUGUUAAAAUGCACAGUUGGUCCUUCAAUCAAUGAACAUUUUAAUAUGUCACUAACUGUUUCAAAUGGUCGAGAGGCUGCACAAUAUAGUACAUUUUCUUAUGUUGAUCCCAUAAUAACAAGUAUUUCUCCAAGUUAUGGCCCUCAGACUGGCAGUACUUUACUUACUUUAACUGGAAAAUACCUCAACAGUGGAAAUUCUAGACACAUUUCAAUUGGUGGAAAGACGUGUACCUUAAAAAGUGUGUCAGAUAGCACUCUCGAGUGUUAUACCCCAGCCCAAACCACUUCAACUGAGUUUCCGGUUAAACUGAAAAUUGACUUAGCCAACCGAGAGACGGACAGCUUCAGUUACCGGGAUGACCCCAUUGUCUAUGAAAUUCACCCAACCAAAUCUUUUAUCAGUGGUGGGAGCACAAUAACAGGUGUUGGAAAAAAUCUGGAUUCGGUGAGUGUCCUGAGGAUGGUGAUAACCGUACACGAAGCAGGAAGGAACUUUACAGUGGCAUGUCAACAUCGCUCUAAUUCAGAGAUAAUCUGCUGUACGACUCCUUCAUUGCAACAGCUGAAUCUGCAGCUCCCCCUGACAACCAAGGCCUUUUUCAUGUUAGAUGGGAUCCAUUCCAAAUACUUUGAUCUCAUUUAUGUACAUAAUCCCGUGUUUAAGCCUUUUGAAAAGCCAGUGAAGAUCUCAAUAGGCAAUGAAAAUGUACUGGAAAUUAAGGGGAAUGAUAUUGACCCUGAAGCAGUUAAAGGUGAAGUGCUAAAAGUCGGAAAUAAGAGCUGUGAGAAUAUUCACUCAUAUUCUGAAACCGUUUUAUGUACAGUCCCCAAUGACCUGUUGAAAUUGAACAGUGAGUUAAAUAUAGAGUGGAAGCAAGCAGUUUCUUCAACUAUUCUUGGAAAAGUUGUAGUUCAACCAGAUCAGAAUCUCACGGGAAUGAUUGUUGGUAUUGUUUUAAUAUCAGUAAUGCUCUUACUACUACUUGGCCUUUUCCUGUGGUGGAAAAAGAGAAAGCAAAUUAAAGAUCUGGGCAGUGAAUUAGUUCGCUAUGAUGCAAGAGUACACACUCCUCAUUUGGAUAGGCUUGUAAGUGCCCGAAGUGUAAGCCCAACUACAGAAAUGGUUUCAAAUGAAUCUGUAGACUACAGAGCUACUUUUCCAGAAGACCAGUUUCCUAACUCAUCUCAGAACGGAUCUUGCAGACAAGUUCAGUAUCCUCUGACGGACCUAUCCCCCAUCCUCACUAGUGGGGAUUCUGAUAUAUCCAGUCCAUUACUGCAAAAUAGUGUCCACAUUGACCUCAGUGCUCUAAAUCCAGAGCUGGUCCAGGCAGUGCAGCACGUAGUAAUUGGGCCCAGCAGCUUGAUUGUGCAUUUCAAUGAAGUCAUAGGAAGAGGACAUUUUGGGUGUGUGUAUCAUGGAACCUUGCUGGACAAUGAUGACAAGAAAAUCCAUUGUGCUGUGAAGUCCUUGAAUAGAAUCACUGACAUAGAAGAAGUGUCUCAGUUUCUGACUGAGGGCAUCAUUAUGAAAGAUUUCAGCCAUGCCAAUGUUCUCUCACUGUUGGGAAUCUGCCUGCGAAGUGAGGGGUCUCCACUGGUGGUUCUACCAUAUAUGAAACAUGGAGAUCUUCGAAAUUUCAUUAGAAAUGAGACUCAUAGUCCAACUGUAAAAGAUCUCAUUGGCUUUGGUCUUCAAGUAGCCAAAGGCAUGAAAUAUCUUGCAAGCAAAAAGUUUGUCCACAGAGACUUGGCUGCAAGAAACUGUAUGUUGGAUGAGAAUUUCACUGUUAAGGUUGCUGAUUUUGGUCUUGCCAGAGAUAUAUAUGAUAAGGAAUACUAUAGUGUCCACAACAAAACAGGAGCGAAACUGCCAGUGAAGUGGAUGGCUUUAGAAAGUCUACAAACUCAGAAGUUCACCACCAAGUCAGAUGUGUGGUCCUUUGGUGUGCUCCUCUGGGAGCUGAUGACAAGAGGGGCACCGCCUUAUCCAGACGUCAAUACAUUUGACAUCACAAUCUACUUGUUGCAAGGCAGGAGGCUCUUACAACCUGAAUACUGCCCAGAUCCCUUGUAUGAAGUGAUGUUAAAAUGCUGGCACCCUAAAGCUGAACUGCGCCCAUCCUUCUCUGAACUGGUCUCCAGGAUAUCGGGGAUAUUCUCCACUUUCAUCGGGGAACAUUAUGUCCAUGUGAACACUACUUAUGUGAAUGUCAAGUGUGUCGCUCCCUAUCCUUCUCUUUUGUCCUCACAAGGUAAUGUUGAAGGCCAGGGGGACACAUGAUGCUGCCCAAGACACUCUCGAAGAAACAUCAUAGAACUGUCAAAACAGUCCCACCUCAUCCAAGAUUAUUUUCACUGCCUGGUCAAUGGAAGGUCACAAGAUGUCUUUUGUUUUUGUCAAAAUUGCACUAUGACAGAACCUUGUGUUAUUUUUAAAGUGCUGGGUUUUAAGGAAUUUCUCAUCUGACCAAGCAUCGGAGCCAGAAACUUGGCCCUACAGGCCAGUGAUUCGGGACAGCCCUGCUGCAGGGAGGUCGAAUCUGCCACCUUCAGGCCAAACCCUGGAUUCUGGAUUAAAACUUAGAAAAAUCAAGAUGUUACCUGAUUCCCUGUGGAGUAUGGAGGAGAUAAUAUGGAGGCCACUUGGUCACAGAACAUUUUGAAGAAGUGGUAAUGUCCAGGAGAGAUGUGGCAACCUCCAAACUAGGCUACUCGUUUAGAAAUCAUGUCUUUCAAAGAACUUUUUUGUGUGGUGUGGUCACAAACCACAUCAGUGGUUAUUCAUUACUGUUUUUCAUUACUGAUGUCAUUUUCCUGUUAGGCAAACCAUUCCCUUUUAAAUUGUGGCAUACACAUUCCUCUUACUGCAGAAAUAUCCCUAGGCAAUGCAGUCAACAUUUUAAGACAGCAGGACAUGAUUGUGUUUAUAAAUUAACAGGGAUAUUUACAUAUUGUACAUAGAUGCCUUUAAGAAGGUUUUCAUAAAGUAGAAGAGUCACAACAAAAUAGUUGUCAUUUAAAAAUCAACUAAGAAUGAAAAUGUCCUGGUUUAAUGAAUGUGGAUAUCUAGAUGUUUUUGUCUGUCUGUAUUUUUUUAAUGAAAAUAAAACAAGUACUUUGUGAUAAGUGUUUUUAAAGGUAACAGCAUGUUUUUAAAGCAUAAUACAUCUGACUAAAAGGUUCAUUGAUCCCAAUCGUGGCUGAUAGGUAUAGCGAGGAAAGGAUCAGUGGACUGGAAAUAUUAGCCUCUUUCUCAGGUGGCAACUUUCCACCCCACAAGUAGACAAUAGAAGAGACCAGUUUUGCAUUAAUACAUAAUUUUUGUUAAGCUUAAUAUAUUUUGAGGACAAAAAGGCAAUGGAAAGUUCUGGCCAUUUUGCCUAGAUAAACAGUUACGUUCGUGACGUUUUGUUCUGUGAUAUUUUGUGCUUACUACUGUAUAGUGCAUGAGGCACAGGAUAAUGUAACUGGUUUUGUCAAUGUAACAUUUAAAGUUUUAUAUUUUUAUAAAAAUGUUUAUUUUUAAUGAUAUGGAAAAAACUUUUGUUAGGCCACAAAAACACUGCACUGUGAACAUUUCAGAAAAGGAAUGUCAGGCUUGGAUUAAUGACAAUGUGGUUUUGAAUGACUAUAAAUAGUGAUAAGGAUAUAUACUGAUAGCCCGUAUAUGCCCCACCCUAUUACAUCACCAGGACUUAAAGCCAAGGGUUAACAUAGCAAGCUAUAAAGUGACUGUGAUACACUGAGACUCAGUGGGCUGUUGUUCCAAGAGAGUGAUUACACCCAAAAGCUCUUUAACAAUGAUGGAACUUACCAGAAGACCCAAGGAAUUGUACUGGAGAGACACAUUUAUUUCCUAAGUACUUAGAAUAAUAUGAAUUCACAGAGAAUUAUAAAUGGUGGUGACCCCAAAAAAUAUAUAUAUACAUAUAUAUAUUCUGCAAAAAGAAAUCUCUCUGCCCAUGUCAAGAGAAAUUAUAUCAAGAACAGAAAGAGUGUAUUGAAAUAACCAUCAACAAUACUACACAUCUGUAUAUAAGAAAGCUGCAAUGUGAAAAUCAUGUUUGCUAUUUAGAAACAUGUCCUUAGGUUAAUGUAUCUAAGCAGAUUGUGGGAGUAAGUGAUUCUUCUAAGAAUUAGAUACUUGUCACUGCCUAUACCUGCAGUUGAACUGAAUGGUACUUUGUAUGUUAAUAGUUGUUGUUCUUCUUAUCAAUCAUAAGAUUAAAUUGUUGUAUCUUGUAUC